Messenger RNA from Frankliniella occidentalis (western flower thrips), 920 nucleotides. RefSeq names its product nuclear cap-binding protein subunit 2 (gene Cbp20). Bases 192 to 692 code for a protein of 166 amino acids. The transcript has 5 exons. Gene Ontology annotation, biological process: mRNA cis splicing, via spliceosome. Gene Ontology annotation, molecular function: RNA cap binding. Lineage: Eukaryota; Metazoa; Arthropoda; Insecta; Thysanoptera; Thripidae. The record is from RefSeq and is a predicted model, not a curated record. Gene Ontology annotation, cellular component: nuclear cap binding complex.
UCCCUAAUGCCAGGAUGUGGGUGUGGGAUGGGAUGGAUGAAAACGUUUGCGUGAUUGUUGUAGUUGUGUGCAAAGUGUUCGAAGUGUCAGUUACAUCUUAAUUUGUGUUAAUUCUACGGCACCGGCUGCCUAAAAAGUCGUUUAUUACCAUUCCUCCUGCUUUGAAUGGUAGCGCCCCUUCUUCCUGAACCAUGACGGGAUUCGGUCACAAUACUUCUCCCUCUGUUGACCUGAGCUCCUACCGUGAUCAGCAUUUUAAAGGAUCAAGAGCUGAACAGGAGAGGCUUUUACGUAAUACUACUACUAUUUAUGUUGGCAAUUUGUCAUUUUAUACCACUGAGGAGCAAAUUUAUGAACUCUUCUCAAAGUGUGGAGAUGUUAAAAGAAUAGUAAUGGGCCUGGACAAAUAUAAAAAAACGCCAUGUGGAUUUUGUUUUGUAGAAUAUUAUCUAAGAGAAGAUGGAGAAAACUGCAUGAGAUACAUUAAUGGGACAAGACUUGACGACCGCAUUGUGCGAACAGACUGGGAUGCAGGUUUUGUUGAAGGGAGACAGUAUGGCAGAGGCAAAUCUGGUGGACAAGUUCGAGAUGAAUACAGAACAGAUUAUGAUGGUGGAAGAGGUGGCUACGGCAAACUGAUGCAACAGAAAGUUGGUGGACCUGUGCAAGACAUUGCUGUCUUUAGAAGUUGAUUUGAUUGUGAGUGUUACUCACAAAUCCUCUUUAUUUUUAUCAACCAAAUCGGGCAGUUUUCUCAGUAUAUGAUAAUGCAAGAAGUUUGUAUUUACUCAUAUUUAAAAUUUAUAUUGACACACUUAUUUCUUUUAGAAUGUACACAUUUUUGUAUUAUGUAAAUUAUGGGAUUACUGCCAUGCUAUCUGCUGUUGAGUUCAUACCAACAGAUUUUCACGAGAGCAGAA